AUGAGAGAUGGAUUGAAUGAGAAAUGAAGAGAAAGAUGGAACCGACCAAAGGAUUACCGACUGCAGCUAACUCGGGAAAAAAUGGAAAACUCUCAUAAUACAUACAUACAUAUGUAUGUCUCAAUCAUGUAAUAUCUAAUUGUAUCUUAAGAGAUAUAAGCUACAGUUUCGAGGUGAAGUUCGACACAGUGAUUGCGAAGCUAACGUGACAAAUAAUUCUAUACACACAAGACAAUAUUUAUCAAAGGAAAUAUUUUCAUAUCGUGUGUAACAAUGAUUUCACAAAGGGCACGGCAUCACAACACGUUUCAUAAUCAAAUCAAUUGAUUUUCGCAGAUUUAACUUUUCGUAACUUAGCUAUAUCUAAGAAUUAAAUUUUCACGUCAAUUUUAACUUUUUAAUCGUUUAAAUAAGUAACUUUUAAUACUUUUUAUACAGGCCAGAAACGACGUUGAAAAUAUCUUGCAGCGCACGACAUUGCUGGUACAAGACCAUGAAAAUUAUUAUAAAAAACUCCUUCAUCGGAAUUCAAUUGACUAUGAAAGUUUGCAUCAUGUACCUCAAGAAUAUCCGAAUUCUAUGAAUCUCGAUAAAAACUAUCUUGUAUUCUCAUGGAUGCUCUCUAACCCCGAAUUUGCGUUGGAAAUGGCGAGAUUAAUUUCAAGAUAUGAUCUGUCUCUUGAAUACGCUAAGUCGAUUCAACAUGCUUUAUUAUGGUUAAACAAAUUGUUUGAUGUAAAAUGGCGACAAUUGCACAAUGAUCGCGAUUACAUCUCAAGAUGGAGACUUUUAAAUUUACAAAGACAAGCAAAAUUUAUUUUAGACAAUUUAGUAGCGGAGAAUCAACAACAGCAUGAGAAGCCAAAAGAAGGAAAUAGAAGCGACAUUAUUUUAAACACUGAAAAGAUUGAGGCUGAAGAAGAAACCUUAAUGGAAAACAAUAAAGAAAAUCUUAGUGAAACUAACAAGACUGAAAUAAGUAAAGAUAAAGCUUGGGAAAAUAUACCGAGUGAUUAUAUCAUAUCUACAGAAGAAACACAAAUGAACAAUUCGGAAUUAUUAAAACGUAUAAAAAGUGACAUUGAAGAUAAGAGUCUUACUACUGUUAAAAUGCCAAUCAAUGAAAAUUUUAACGUAUCCACUGACGAUAAUUCUAUCGUUAAUGAUACAGUUAUUUCUAAAAUAAAAACACUUGAGGAUAAAAAUCUUAUGUUAAACAAAACUUCGUCAAAGUCGAACAAAUUUAUAAGUACUCUUCACGACAAUCGCACGAAAGAUGAAAAACGGUUUGGUCAACUGGAAAAUGUUUCCUCAAUUUCGCCAAGAGAGAUUGCCAUAGGCACUUUACAAAAGACUGAUCAACCGAAAUCUACAGGAACGGGUGCUAUGCAUGGAUCUUUGAAAAACGUAACGGGCAUUCUAAAGACUCGAAGGACACUUGACGUUCCCAUAUCUUCGAAGAAGAACAAAGAAUAUGAUACAAAAAAUAGACGCGUAUCAGCAAAAAACAUCACUGGCAACCAUCAUGUUAAUGAGAAGACGGCGAUCAAAUUAGAUAAUGCUUCAGCGAUAGAUGAUAUUCUAGAAGCAGUGGAUGAAGUCUUUCCAACGGAUAAGUCGGUGGAGAUGUUACGAUAAGAUUCACAAAGAACUUUAGGAUACUAUCUAGGAUAAUUUCAGGCAAGAAAAAAAUGUAACGUCUUAGGAAACAUGUUUCUUAACCACGUGUAGUCAUUAUAUGACUACCCAAGGAGAACAAAAAGUCAAAAUGAUGUCAUGGUGACGUCAAGAUAACGGGAAAAUAUCAGAGUUUGAUCACUGAAACUUUAUGACUUCAAUAUGACUAUACAGUGACUCGCCAUUAUGCUUAUUUUCGAAAAUAUAAUUUUUUGAGAGGAGAUUGCCUGGCACUUAUUCAUUGAAAUUAUCUUAUAUGUAUAUACAGGGUGAUUCAGGAGGAAAAAGGUCAAUAUUUUGGGAGGUGAUAGUAUCGGUCAUUUUGAGCAAAACUGUUCAUAUGAAUAUAUGUCCUAUUCCCCACUGUUUCUCCGAGAUAGAGCUACUUGAAUGUACCAUUACAAAAAUACUAACAAUAAAGAAAUACUACGUACUAUUUCUAAUA
Molecule: messenger RNA, 2122 nt
Organism: Vollenhovia emeryi
Lineage: Eukaryota; Metazoa; Arthropoda; Insecta; Hymenoptera; Formicidae
Exons: 2
Coding region: 580-1638 (352 amino acids)
Source: RefSeq, a predicted model, not a curated record